CAUCUAUUAAUGUAUCGGCAUGUCCACUAUGUGAAGAUGGUCCUAAUUGUAAUAAAAAUUUGAAAAAAUCUGAAGAACAUUGUAAAUCAUUUAGACAUUGUAAAAGGGCUUGUGACUAUCGUGGUAAUUGUAUUUAUUUUAAUGAUACAAAUCAUCUUACAAAAUAUGAACAACCAUUUAAUCAACCAUGUUCAUUUACACCAUAUUCAUGUAAAAAAUAUAUAAAAUUUUUACAGUAUAAUAAACGUAGUCUUAAUGAAGAAACACAUAAAGUUAUGCAUAAAAAAUUGAAAAUACAUUAA
Messenger RNA from Didymodactylos carnosus, 302 nucleotides. The record is from the annotation of a GenBank genome assembly. Lineage: Eukaryota; Metazoa; Rotifera; Eurotatoria; Philodinida; Philodinidae.